Molecule: messenger RNA, 1645 nt
Organism: Oppiella nova
Lineage: Eukaryota; Metazoa; Arthropoda; Arachnida; Sarcoptiformes; Oppiidae
Source: the annotation of a GenBank genome assembly
AUCUGAUAUGAUGUUUGAAUAUAAAAGUCAAAUUUGAAUUAAACCUAAAUUCUCAUAAUAAUUGAUCAGUUUGUUACAUCGGUUAUAAUGUUUGUCAUAAUUAUUAAAAGGAAUUUAUUUCCAUAAAUCAAUUUCAAUUGUGUGGUCGGAGUCAGUGACUCAAGAAUCGGUGUUAUUCACAUCAUAUUCUACAGACUUUGUAGAGUAGAGCACAAUAUAGAGUAGAGCCUACAGUAUUGGUUAUAACAGUGGCUGUCAUAGAGAUAUUCAACCGAUUAUGUCAUAAAUCAUAGAGAAUUGCAAUUAUGGUGUUUCUGUUGAGUGAAACCGAAAAAUUAUUAAUAAUAAUAAUCGCUUCCUCUUUGUUUGUAUUGAGUCUCAUAAUAACCAUUUGCUUCGUAUCACCCGUUUGUUGGCUUCAUAAGUGGUUUAUUGGAUCCAAUUCUAAGAAGAAAGAGGACAUGAAAAUCUGUUACUCAACGAAACAACUUCUAACACAAGAGUCAAAGCACUUCCAGCUGUCAGUCAUACCACACUAUGGGGCCAACAGUGAAAUUGGAUCAAAGCAUAAAUCCAAACUCAAUGAUGAAGUUUCUGUAGUUGUCGAUCAAAAUAAGGCUAAAAAGCAAUCGAUUGCUUCCGAUUGCUCCGACAAACAGAGCACAGGAAUCGUUAAACUGGAGGUUCGAUACGAAACCGUUUCCAACACCAGUAUUCGGCUCCUCAUUAACAUCAUAGAAGUCUCUCAACUCCGCCAAAGAGACUAUUUGGUCGACCCUUCCUGUUAUGUAUCCAUCAUUUUAAUCGGUUUGAAGAACAGACGCCGCAGUCUUAUCAAUAAAGCUAAGCGAUGCCUUAACCCAGUGUUCAAUGAGUUGUUUGUCAGUCAAGACUUACCAAAGAGUAUCUUAAAGGAUGGGGUGAUCCGAGUAAAGGUAUUCGACGACGAGAGGUAUGCCAACGAUCUCUGUUUGGGAGAAGCAGUCGUCCCCUUAAAGAAAGUCGAGAACACGACUGAGAAUUCAGUCAAAGAAUUCACUCUUUCUUCAGUAAAAGAGCCCAAGGGAGACCUAUUGAUUGGGAUCGUGUACUUACCCACAUCCAAAAGAGUGACCGUUUCUGUAAUGAAGGCAUCACUCAGUCAUGCCUUACACAUGCAGACAACAACCACUAUUUGUUAUUACGUUCGCGUUUUGCUGUUCAUCAAUGGAAAGUUGGUUAAGAAGAAAAAGACGUGCUCCAAUCAGAAGAUGGUUUGGGGCGACAAUGAGAUCCUCACCUUUGACCUGAUGUCGUUUGAGGGCAAUCAGUCGGCCUUUAUGUUUGUAUUGUCUUUCAAACCAGAGAGCUCUCAAUCGCCGUCAUCGCCUGAAACACCGGUAGCUGUGGAGGGAGAGGACUCCCGAAAAGAGAGACACAUCGGACACUUCAUUGUGGGUCAGGACUUGUGGACUCAAAUGAAACAACAGCCCAGACAGCAGAUCACUAAAUGGCAUAAACUCUACUAAACACUCAUUAUUUUCACACAAUAUUCCAACGGAUGUCUUAAGAAUUGGCCAAACAUUCAAACAUUAAAUUGUAAUUAAGCUGUGAUUUAAAUCUCUUUAAAGAAUAUUUAAGAAUAUUAAAUAUUUAAGAAAAGUCC